Molecule: messenger RNA, 246 nt
Organism: Protopolystoma xenopodis
Lineage: Eukaryota; Metazoa; Platyhelminthes; Monogenea; Polystomatidea; Polystomatidae
Source: the annotation of a GenBank genome assembly
CUGUUGGUGAGUUUCGAUGUACAAUCCAUGUACACAAACAUCUCAGGCGAGAAGGCGGUAAGCGCCUUGAUGGAGAUGCUGGAGCGAGAAGAGGACAUCCUGGAUGCAGAACGGAUACGGAAAGAGUCGUUAACACGAACAAUCAACUUGACAGUUAUGACAACAUAUUUCACAUUUAACGACAUUAUCUAUGAGCAAAUAUUUGGACUACCCGUUGGGAUCACCACUAUCGCCUUUUUUGGCUAA